Lizanozyma spartinae is the source of this 1071-nucleotide messenger RNA. It is a transcript of the gene PCD1, whose product is annotated as 8-oxo-dGTP diphosphatase. Bases 1 to 1071 code for a protein of 356 amino acids. Gene Ontology annotation, molecular function: acetyl-CoA hydrolase activity; coenzyme A diphosphatase activity. Gene Ontology annotation, biological process: coenzyme A catabolic process. Lineage: Eukaryota; Fungi; Ascomycota; Pichiomycetes; Serinales; Debaryomycetaceae. The record is from RefSeq and is a predicted model, not a curated record. The transcript has a single exon.
AUGACCGAAUCCAAUUUCCUAACUAAUAUAAGAGAGUAUACUUCCAAAUACUAUUCCAACCAAUCAACAUCUAUAUGGCAUCGAUUACCAAUACUGAGGCGGUCAGCAGUGUUUAUACUUCUUUUCUUUGGACAUCUUGGUGAACUCAGAGUCAUAUUAACCCGAAGACUGUCUAAGCUACGCAAUUUCCCCGGACAUAUAUCUUUACCAGGAGGGAAGGCAGAUACGGGUCUUGAAUCCGAAUGGCAAGUAGCCAGAAGAGAAAUGCAUGAAGAAAUCGGAUUAGAUGCUGAUGAUAAAUUAUUGGUUAAACAUUUUGGGUUCACUGUUGAUUAUUUAAACAUUUUACCUGCUUAUCUUCUGAGAACGUUUUCCGCAGUACGUCCUUGUGUUGGACUAAUGAAAAUAAGUGCUAAUGAAGAUGAAGCCAAACUAUUAAAUGAUUUGCGGUUAAACUUAAAUCCGGGAGAAACAAGUACUAUAUUUUCAUGUCCCUUAAGAGAUUUUUUGUAUCCUGUUCGUGAUGAACCACCAAUGGAAUGUUUUGAAAGAAGUUCUCAUGAAAUGAAUUGGGGUGGUAUACCUUGGAAUUUACGAUCUUAUGCUUUCCUUCAACAUAAUAAGAAUGAAGCUGUUUUUCUACUGGACAUUGUUGGUGAUCUAACUUCCGAGGAAGAAGAUCAUCACGAUGAUGCCCAUGGUCACGUGACACAAGUAAAUCAGAGCAAAGUUACCACUUCCAGUAAAAAGGACUUAUCUUCAUGGGGACGUCUUGGAUCACGUCGACACUCAGAAACCAAUGAAAAAAUAUACGAUGUAUGGGGAUUAACUGCUAAUAUUCUACAUGAUCUAGCAGAAAUUGUUUAUGAAGGAGGACAACUUGAACGGGAAAUUGGGGAAGAAGAGCUUAUUUAUAGUCUUUGGGAACAUGGAAAUCAAUUAAGACUGAAAGAACGGCUGGAAGAAGAAGCUAAACUUAUAGCUUCCACUCCUAUGGAUCGAUGUUUUGGAUUUGGUGAUGUUUUACCUCGUACAGAGUUUCUUAGACUCAAGAAACUCUAUAAGCUUUAA